UACCAUUUUAGUUUAUCGUAUCUUCCACAACGAAAACAACUCUCGUGUUCUAUUUUUUAGCCAGAAAUUCCCAGCUCAGUUCCGAAAGAAAACAAACAUUCAAUGGAGGCGAGCCGCAGGGACGUCUACAUACCCAUUAUCCUGGCAGUGAUGAUAGCCGAGUGUCGCCCGCUCACUGUGGACGACAUCGUCGAUGCAGUCAUGUCACUGCUCAAAUGUCUGCGCGAUCAAAUGGAUUUUGAGGAGGCCCUCUGUGGCGACCAUCGAGGACAGAGAACCAACAGCCAUAAAAUGUGAUCUUUAAAUUAUU
Drosophila subobscura is the source of this 310-nucleotide messenger RNA. RefSeq lists its product as uncharacterized. The transcript has a single exon. Lineage: Eukaryota; Metazoa; Arthropoda; Insecta; Diptera; Drosophilidae. The coding region runs from base 103 to 297 and encodes 64 amino acids. The record is from RefSeq and is a predicted model, not a curated record.